Molecule: messenger RNA, 711 nt
Organism: Tetrahymena thermophila SB210
Lineage: Eukaryota; Ciliophora; Oligohymenophorea; Hymenostomatida; Tetrahymenidae
Product: glutathione S-transferase, amine-terminal domain protein
Exons: 1
Biological process (GO): glutathione metabolic process
Molecular function (GO): glutathione transferase activity
Source: RefSeq, a predicted model, not a curated record
AUGACAUCAAAAUUAAUUUUUGGAUAUUGGAACGGUAGAGGAAGAGGUUAAUAAAUUAGGUUCUUACUUGAAUAUGUAGAGGCCGAUUAUGAAGAAAAGACUUAUAUUUUCUCUGAGCCUGAAUAGGACGAGUGGUUUAAGAAGGAUAAAAAAGCUUUAAAACCAUUCCCAAACCUACCUUACAUUAUAGAUGGUGAUUUUUAUUUAAGUGAGCAUGAUGUUGUAAUCAAGUAUAUAGUCAAGAAGCAUCCUAAAUAUCACGAAUUAAUUGGUAUAGGCAAAGGACCAAAUGACGAAUUUAUUGUAGAUUAGCUUGUUUCUGUUAUAAACGAUAUAAGAGCAACUAUUAAAGAUCUAUGCUUUAAUCCUAAAGUCCAAGAAGUCAAAAAGGAAGUACUAGCAACUACUCACACAAAGUUCAAUUAACUAAUCGAAUUUAAAAAAACAAAUACCUUCCUUCUUCCAUACUUAACAAUAGCUGAUUUUAAACUUAUUGAAGUCCUUCUCUACUAUAAAGCUCUUGACGCAGAUUAAUUCGAUGCAAAUUUAAAUGUUUUCAAUCCUUACAUCUAUCAUUUCCAUUCCCUGCCUAGAAUUUCAGAAUAUUUAAAGACUGACAGGUACAAAUCCAACACUGUAUUUUUCCCAAUUCAAAAAAGUAGCUUUACUGGGUAUGAAUUUAUAGAAGAAUUUAAUAAAUAGUUUGUAUGA